Molecule: messenger RNA, 1572 nt
Organism: Filobasidium floriforme
Lineage: Eukaryota; Fungi; Basidiomycota; Tremellomycetes; Filobasidiales; Filobasidiaceae
Exons: 7
Coding region: 1-1572 (523 amino acids)
Source: RefSeq, a predicted model, not a curated record
AUGCCAGCAUGCCCACGAGUCGUUUUUUGCGCUAAAUUCCGGGGGCUCGGGCGUGUCAAAGCUUCCGAUUCACCCGAAUCGGCGAUCGAAAAGGCUCCGCGAGAAGGCAACAAGACUGGAGCCCGGAAGAGAGGGGUGAGUGGCGCAGCGUUUCACCCCUCUUUCGCCUUGGCGCCGACUGGAUCGAAAUGUGGUGGAUAUGACGACCGAUUCGAAGGCGAGAUCAAGAUGUAUUCUGGCAAGCGCCCGGUCGUCUUCCAUUCCUCUUAUGAUGCUGCCAACCACCGAACCGAUGCUCGCUUCGAUAACCGUGCUGUGCUGAUCGAUUUUUCGAUCUUUGCUGACGCCAACCUAUCUGAAACCUGGAUCGGGGAGCAGACGGUAGAGGAUGCAGAGGGGCAUGAGAUCGCUGUGCAUGGAAAGAAGACUGACGCUCGUCCUGCCCUUUCUGCCGGAAAAUACACAGGACGUGAUGGAGCCGGUAUCCACCUUGCCUCAAUUCCAGCAACAAAAGUACAAGCACAGACCUACUGGAUCUUCCAUCUUUUCGACAUGCACGAACCUAUCUACAGACGUCAGAUCGAGUCUUUUGUCACUGAAGACGGGGCUUUUCAGCUAGAGAAGGCGCACGAGAUCACUCAGCCCGAGCCCGUCUUCGCCCGGGUCCACAAGAUGGAGAUUCCUCAGCCUCAACCGCUCCCCGUUUCGCACCCUAUUAUCCCCUUUCAGCCAGGAGUAGAAUGGUGUCCCGACCUGGUCCCCACCCGGUACUCUUCCUCGCCUGAGACCAUUCAUGGCCCGGUUACGCCUCAGGACACCCCUCCCAUGCACAGGGCCACCGUCGUCCCUCGUAUUGCGGGGACAGAGAUGGUUCACGUACCCUAUGACUUCACUUGUCUUCCGGUGCCGAUCCCGAUGAUCAUGUCGGGCAAGAAAGGGUACAAAGGCCCCGCUCCGCCUUUGGAAGCGAUGAUCGUUGUAGACCUGGGUUCUGUCAAGUUGACGGACGAGCUCAUCGGAUGGGGUUAUCAAGGAGGCCAACGGUUCUGGAGUACAUUGACCGAGUACAUCAAAGAGAUCGAACAUACCUACCAAGGACCUCAAAGCGUGCCGACCAAGUUCCACCUCCGACUGUGUGGCAAGAAGGAUUACAAAUUUUACGACAAUUACGACUUCAGGUUCGGGCUCGUCAAUGACUUCCUUCGUGGCCUCAAGGUGGCCGCUGGGAUGACUGACGCGGAUCAUCUCGUCCUGCCUACCAUUGAAGAUAUCAGUCGUUGCAUGAUCGAUCGUAUCCGUCCCAUCGAUCGCGUCUACCUCGCCAAGUCAGCCGUGGUUCCGCUCCCUUUCUUCUCGUACCACACUCCGACCGUCCUCCUGGCGACCUUCAUGGACGAGUGUUACUACGAAGGUAAUCCGGCGAUCAACCAUGGCCUCGCCGUCUUGAGCGUCGAGAGGUGGAUGUCGGCGCUUGAUCCGAGAUACUCAGCCCCGGUGUCCAUGUCCCUGCCUGCGCCUCAGAAGGCCCUGCCGAUCACAGGCGAGUCUGCGCCCUUCCCGAUCGGAGACUAA